Bombus pyrosoma is the source of this 755-nucleotide messenger RNA. RefSeq lists its product as uncharacterized. The transcript is spliced from 2 exons. Lineage: Eukaryota; Metazoa; Arthropoda; Insecta; Hymenoptera; Apidae. Bases 233 to 640 code for a protein of 135 amino acids. The record is from RefSeq and is a predicted model, not a curated record.
AUCAAACCUUCAAGACAAGUGUGUAUACCUUCAAGACAUAUGUUCAGUCGGUUUGGGUGUAUACCAGUGACACUGACAACCACAUAGUGCCACGCGACUCCAUCACAAUCAUCAGCGCAGCAAGUGCCAAUAACUUCAAUCUUGCAGCGACUGGAUAAGCUCGUUAAUUGCAUCGCCAGGCCCAAUUCCCGUCACAACAAACAGCAACUGUGCACCAGAGACUGAUCUCACAAUGAAAAUCUUCAUGAGCUCUAAACGAAGAAACCUGAUUAAAGAUUUGAAACUGAAACGAGAAGCGUUCAAAAGAGAGUUAGAAUCGUUCGAAGCGGUACUUGAUAGCUAUAAUGAAAAAGACUCAAUAAACGUCAUUCAAAAUCUUUUAAACGACCUAGAAGAAGAAUAUAUCGUAUUUAAAGAUACCCAAAGCGAAUUGGACGAUAUAGACGAUGGUAAGACAAUGCAGGAACGCAUUGAUCUGAAAAAAUUAUUUAAUACAUGUAAAGGACGCGCUCAAGAUAUAAUAGAAACGGUAAAAAUGCAGACAAGCGUGGCUCUGUGCUUGAAGGAAGAGGAAACCUUCCCUGAGAAGAUAUGGUGGUGGAUAACGUUCGUUGCUAUUCACCAAUUAUUCGCAACGUGAAGAGUAACGUGCUGAGUCCUGACCAGGCCACCGAAGACAACUCCGAGUCGAAAACCAUGACAGAGAAUUCGCAAUCGAUGGCCGACAUAUCCAACAUUUCCAAGAUAGAUCUCCA